Messenger RNA from Sus scrofa (pig), 3304 nucleotides. It is a transcript of the gene S100Z, whose product is annotated as S100 calcium binding protein Z. The record is from RefSeq and is a predicted model, not a curated record. Lineage: Eukaryota; Metazoa; Chordata; Mammalia; Artiodactyla; Suidae. Gene Ontology annotation, molecular function: calcium ion binding; calcium-dependent protein binding.
CCUUAAGUCAGUGAGCAAUGCCAGGGAUCUAACCUGCAACCUCAUGAUUCCUAAUCGGAUUCGUUUUCGCUGCGCCAUGAUGGGAACUCCGCCCUCUCUCUUUUGAGUGGCGGUUCUCCAGGCCGACAAGUGAUCUUAGGCUCAGGGCUAAUGGUCCAGGAUGCCCUGCGCUGGCUGGUCUGAGGAGGAGCAUAAAUGGCGUCUUCAUCUUCUUGGGCCUGGUCUUCAACUGGCAUCUGUGAAGACGUGGGCAAAAUGAAGUAAAAUCUUCUCAGCAGCUCUAGGAAGGCCAAGCCACACCUUGAAGGUUCUGGAUCUUUCUCAGCUUGGACAGGAACAUGACAUCUGAGUUUCUCGAGGUGAGGUGGAAGUGACACAGGAGGCGAGAAUGGUCACAGGAGUCAGAAGGAAACUAACUGUGCUGGGCAAGGGGCCUGUGAGAAGCCCAGGGCUCUGAGCUACUAUCAGCCUCUCCCUCUCUCUCCCCUGUCCCUCUCCUUCUCUCCCUCCCUCUUUUUCUUUCUCCUUUGUGGCCAAGGUAAGGACACCUUUCGCACAAGGAAGCCCCAUGGCACCCACCCUCUGACCUGGCCUGUUGUCCCCAGCCCCCACCACAUGGCCCCAGGCUCUUUUUCCUCAAACUUCAACUUCUAGAAUUAGAAACCAGAAUCUUCCCCCACACACACUUUUUUAAAAUUUUAUUUUAUUUUAACCUUAAAGCUGCCUUCUGGGGAGAUGAUGUAAGGAGAAUGCCCUUAUCUUGAUUUCAGCCGGUGGAGAUGACCAGCUUCCUCUGAGGAAGACUUUGUGACUGUGGACUCCAGACUCAGGGCGUAGCAGAGUGCUCCCUGCCGUCAUCAAUUUCCUAGCAACUGACUGCGGGUGUACCUGCACUCCCGAUAAUGAAGGGGAACUGAAGGCUGCCCUUUCCCUCUUCGCCUUCUCCUCCAGGGCACGCAGUGGUGCCAGCCCUUCCUUGAUGGCCCUUGGGGCAGCAGCUCACAGCUGUUCCUCGAUGAGGAAUAGACUCAGAGGCGCUUCUCCUUGAAUCUCUCGUCACUGGCAGUUUUCACCUUCUUGGGAACAGGUGGAAGACCCAGGUAUAAACGCUUACAGUUUAACUGUAAACACCUGUUGACAGAGCCCUGCGUUGGCUGAACAGUCUUCUCCCUGGCUUUGGUGGCCUGCCCUGGAGAGCUCCGUUUUGCUGCCGACAUGCCUACCCAGCUGGAGAUUGCCAUGGACAUCAUGAUAAGAACCUUCCACCGCUACUCCUGCAAGGAAGGGGACAGGUUCAAGCUCAACAAGGGGGAACUGAAAAUGCUCCUACAGCGAGAGCUCACGGAUUUCCUCUCGUGCCAAAAGGACCCUGAGUUGGUUGAUAAGAUAAUGCAGGACCUGGAUGCCAAUAAGGACAACGAAGUGGAUUUUAAUGAGUUCGUGGUCAUGGUGGCAGCUCUGACGGUGGCUUGUAACGAUUACUUUGUAGAACAAUUGAAGAAGAAAGGAAAGUAGAGACAAGUAGUAAACUAAGCUAAAGGCAGAAAUAAUCCACAGUUAUUUACUUACUGUUUAUCUAUACCCUCCAGAUCCAUGGUCAUAGAUAGUAAUGCCAUUUAUGGAUGUAAUAUAUAUAUAAUUAGUUGCUAGUAUUAUUAAAUGAGGCAUACCUUAAUACAUUGACUUUAAAUAAAUACUCUAAGUCUUAUAUGCCCUACUUAAAAUUUUCAUAUAUAUAAAAAUUUGUAUCUUUUUUUUUUUAGGUCCACACCCAUGGCAUAUGGAGUUUCUCAGUCUAGGAGUCCAAUCAGAGCUGCAGCAGCUGGCCUACGCCACAGCCACAGCAAUGCGGAAUCUGAGCCAGGUCUGUGACCUACACCACAGCUCAUGGCAACACCAGGGAUUGAACCCACAUCCUCAUGGAUACUAGUCAGGUUGGUUACCACUGAGAACUCUAAUGUAUUUGCAGUAUAGUUGGUUCACAAUGUUGUGUCAGUUUCAGGUGUACAACAAAGUGACUCAGUUUUAUAUAUAUUUGUCAGAUGUUUUUCUAUCAUAGGUUAUUACAAGAUAUUGAAUAUAGUUCCCUGUGCUAUGCAGUGGGUCCUUGUUUAUUUUCUACGUAGAAGUGUGUAUCUGUUAAUAUCAGUUAAAGAUGUUGUAUGCUUUUUUUUUUGUCUGUCAAAGAGAGGAGCAUCGCAAAAAUGUAGCUACUUUCAGAUGGGACUAGAGCUUAGCAAAUUUCUCAGGCAGGCAUUGAUCAUCCCUAAAUUGCAUUUUGAACUUACUCUUUAAAAGAAAUAAAGUGACUCUUGUAUCGUCUUGCGAUUCUGCUUUACAUGGAAGAACCUGUGAGGGUCUGUAAGCAGAAAGGCUGAUAAAUAGAAGAAAGUGCUGGCUUUUGCAGUGAAUUAGAUCAGGGAAGGGUUAGGUACAGGGCCAGGUGCCCAAGCCAAGAGACUGAGACCAGCAACCCUUGGGGUCUGGUGUAUAAAUACCUCCUGGCCCCUGGAGUCAGGUAAUUGUGCCACAGGUAUCUUACACCAUUUUCCAGGGCAUCCCCUGGGCUGAGCUUCCAUCACCCCUGUGGAGGAGGGCCUGGUCUUCGGAUCUUCUCCAGGCUACUCCCCUUCCUGGACUCCCUGUGUAGUCCUGCCCUUGUGUCCUGCACCUCUCAAAUAAACUGUUUGUUUUAGGGUCUGCUGUGGAUCCUUUGGAGACAAAAGAAAGAGAAUGGUGUGGAUAUGUUUAUGCUUUUAAUUGCUUAUCCCAGCUACCACGUAAAGGAGGGGGUCGAGAGAGGGCAGAGAAGGAAAAGAGUGACCCGUGGGGGGCUGUGUGCUGUGGUCUGAGUGUGAGAUGAUGGCAUCUCCCGCCAGGAUCUGAGCAAUGGAGAUGAAGAGAAGCAGUGGAGUUUGCCAGGUCUUCUGGAGGUGGGAGUGACAGACUUGCAGAGGGAUUGCUAUGAAGCAUAGGAAAAGAGGGCUGACUAGGACGAUAGAGCCCACACUGCUAUUGUCCAUGUGGUAUUCAUUCUAUCUUUUCUCCAUUUAUCAGAGCCCUAGUUUGGGCAGCGUGGCAAUGUGCUCAGCUAAAAAGCCAUAUUUCCCAGGCUCUCUUGCAUCUUGGGUGGAGAUGGUAAUUCAGUUCUGGAUGAUGAGAGAUAAGCAGACGUCUACUAGGCAUUUCUGGGAAUGUUUUGCUAUUUUCUUUUUAAAAAAUUUUUGGUUUUUUUGCCGUAAAAAGGCCGCACCCUCAGCAUAUGGAAGUUCCCAGGGGAGAGGUUGAAUGCGAGCUACAGCUG